CUAUUUCUUGUGGACACCUUGUUACUCGAAAGAUCAGCCUUAGAUCACCAGCUUUCUUGUCUCCCUCAUUAUUUUGCUAUUGCGAGUCCUUUUCUUUCUUAUCUACAUUCGCGGAUUUCUUCAGUCGUUCAUUACAGAGUUUAGAAGUAGAUAUGGCGAGAACGAAACAAGCUACGCCGUUGAGGAGAGAGCCUUCUAGUGAGUAUACUAGCAAGGCUGAUGGUUAUGGGUCACCGAGUCGCAGUGCGAGGAAUUUGGAUAGGGAAAGCAAGAGUCUGUUUCCUACGAAGGAGGAUGCCAAUGGAAAUGUGGUUCGACCCAUUAUACCGCCCGAGACGAAGAAAGAUGCCGGAAUUCUGCAGCUCUUGUUCGCAGUUGGUGGAAUCUAUGGUUCCUUUCUCACAUGGGCACUUCUACAAGAACGACUCACUACCACGCCCUACGGCCCCGAAACAUCUCCAGAGAAAUUCAAGUUUCCCGUCUUUCUCAAUACGGUACAAUCGCUCUUCGCAGCUUUGACAGGAUAUCUCUACCUACGAUACGAUACUCGAGGCAAAGCCACCUCACCCAUAAUACCCAACCGACGCAUCCUCAUCCCUCUCCUCCUCGUAGCCAUAACAUCCUCGCUCGCCUCCCCGUUUGGCUACGCAUCACUGGCACACAUCGACUACAUUACCUUCAUCCUCGCCAAAUCAUGCAAGCUCCUCCCGGUGAUGUUCCUCCACAUCACGCUCUUCCAGAAACGAUACCCGCUGUACAAAUACCUGGUCGUCCUAGCCGUUACCUCUGGUGUAGCAGUCUUCACCCUCCACGCUGGAUCUGAAAAGGCACAUAAGAAACCCUCGAAAGCGACACUGAAUCCAGAUAGGAAUGUACCAUGGGGUCUCCUCCUCCUGGGUAUCAACUUGCUGUUUGACGGCUUGACGAAUACGACGCAAGAUUACAUUUUCCAGACUUUUCAACCAUAUAAGGGACCACAGAUGAUGUGUGCAAACAACAUUAUGAUGACGAUCCUCACACUGAUUUACCUGACAUUAAGUCCGUAUCUGGUACAUACAGGCAUUGGCGAGUAUCUAGGCAUGGAUCUCGCGUCUGGUGGUGGAGGCGAGUUCGCCGCCGCAUUAGGAUUCAUGAAGAGGCAUCCAGGCGUCUGGUACGAUGUCCUAGGCUUUGCAGCUUGUGGUGCUGUCGGACAGGUGUUUAUCUUCUACACCCUCUCAACUUUCUCCUCCCUGCUCCUAGUAACCAUAACCGUAACCCGCAAAAUGCUCACCAUGAUCCUCUCCGUCGUCUGGUUCGGGCACACCCUCGGCGGCAAGCAAUGGAUGGGCGUUGGCCUAGUAUUUGGCGGAAUUGGAGCCGAAGGUGUCAUCCAACGAAGAGAGAAAGCAGCUAAGGAGAAGGCAAAGUUGGCUUCUUCUUCUAGCAAGAAGGAGCUAUGAGCAAGAUAUGAGAAAAACAGAGAAAAGAAUUGGCAUAUUGGCAUAAAAGGCGUUCAUUGGGCGUUGAUACAUACCAUUCCAUCAUCUAGAUAGAUAGGCUACGAUACAAAUAAGAAAUUCUAGAAUAACAGCU
This is a messenger RNA of Mollisia scopiformis, 1575 nucleotides long. Its product is annotated as UAA-domain-containing protein. The record is from RefSeq and is a predicted model, not a curated record. Lineage: Eukaryota; Fungi; Ascomycota; Leotiomycetes; Helotiales; Mollisiaceae. Gene Ontology annotation, cellular component: endoplasmic reticulum membrane; Golgi membrane. The transcript is spliced from 3 exons. Bases 153 to 1442 code for a protein of 429 amino acids. Gene Ontology annotation, biological process: UDP-galactose transmembrane transport. Gene Ontology annotation, molecular function: UDP-glucose transmembrane transporter activity; UDP-galactose transmembrane transporter activity.